AUGACGGAUACAGUUGUCGCGGACGGACAAGUCAAGUUUAGAGAUGGAAAAAAGUGGAAGACUCGGUGCGUCGUUCUUCGGAAGCCCUCUCCGGUCGCAGACUGUCUGUCUCUGCUGGUGUAUAAGGAGAAGAAGAAAGGAAAGGAGAAGGCCCACAAGGAGAGGCUCCAUGUAACUCUGGAGGGGAUCUGCGGUGUGGAGCCAGGCCCCGGGUUUGACGGGGUGUCCUACACUCUCUCCAUCCUCUGCCUGGCACACACGCUGGUCCUGGGCUUCAACAGCCGUGACGCCCUGCUGGCCUGGGACGCCCGCAUCCGCUACAGCCUGGGAGAAGUUCACAGGUUCAGUGUCAAUGUGGAGCCAGGCACCAAACUGGAAAGUGGCCCCGCCUCCCUGCACCUGUGCAACAACCUAUUGGUCCUCACCAGAGGCGUCCCUCCUGUCGUCAUUGGCCACUGGAAGUUGUCGGCAUUGCGUCGUUAUGGUGCCGUGCCUAACGGCUUCGUGUUUGAGGGCGGGACUCGCUGCGGAUACUGGGCCGGUGUGUUCUUCUUGUCCUGUUCAGAAGGAGAGCAGAUCAGUUUCCUGUUUGACUGCAUUGUCAGGGGCAUCACCCCCAGCAGGACCCCUCAUGGCCUGAGACCUGCCCUGCCAGCAGAUCCCAACGCUGAUCCAGAGUCAGCAGAGAAGCGAAUCAGCCAGGAGGCGUCAGAGCUAGAGAAGAGACUCAGCAUGUUGUCACAAUGCAGCCUUGCGAGCAGCUCAGCUUCCACUUACAGCUGCAGCACAUCCGUUGCCGGGGACGACCAAAGCAGCAUCUCCAGCUCCUCCUCCAGCCAAUCAGAUGCCAGCUAUGGAAGCAGACUUCCAUUCUGGGUGGAGCCGUUAGCGAGGCCGCACCUCUCCAGCGAGACGGCGUCCAGUUCCUCCACGCUGAAGCCUCUGACCUCCUCAGACGACCGGCUCUAUGCCGCCGUGAUGGGAAGCUCCGGGACCCGUCCGUCCUCCGCCCAGCUCCACUCUCGUGGUCUCCAUGACAGCGGGCGGCAGAGCUCGCUGGACAGCGGGAUUGGGAUAGCAACAGGAAGUCAGUCGUCUUACUCAGGGAGCUUCUCCUCGUACACGGGGAGUCUGGACAUAGCGAGCCAGGGAGGAGACGGCGAGUUUGGCUCUGUGGCCAGCCUUCCUGCUCCUCCUCCUCCUUCCUCACCUCCUGCUCUCCCUCCACCCACUCCUCCUCCAUCUUCUCCCUUUCAGUCCCCAUUCACCCUCGAGCACAGCUCCGCUACCUCCUCCCCUUGUCCCUGUGCCUCCAGGUCCUGCUCCAGUGCGUCCCGGAGGCACAGUGAAGAGUAUCAAAUCCCGAGCCUGCUCCGACUGCGCUACGACACCCCCAGGAGUCUGCUCCAGAGCCCCGCCCUGAGGGGGCCCUCCGACCGAGAGAGCCCACCCGAGCCGGGCAGGGAGAGCAGGAGCAGUGGGGAUGGAGCAGCGAGGCUGAGCAGCCCCUCAGGACCCAGGGCUCAGCACCAGGCGGUGAUGCAGCGCUCGCUCUCCUGGGGCAGUGAGAGGGCGCCCUCUGUGGACAGUGAGGGGAGGUCCACACCCAGAGCCCUGCUGCUGCUGCCUGAAGGCCCGGGGUGUGGAGAAACACAGUGCAGUCAUGGUUUAGACAACUACAUUACACCAGAGCAGUGGCGGUCAGCGAAGAACAGAUGCUUCACUCAGGUUGCCAACUCCCCACCAGGCCUGUCACCUUCUGCAGAUACACAAGGUGCUCCUCUGUGUGUGAGAGAGGAAGAGGAUGAUGUUGGUCUGAAGAUGUCGAUGCUCUCUCUGCCACCCUCCUCCCCUCCACCUCCUCCUCCUCCUCCUCUUGCACUGAGCAUGUCCAGGCCAACAACAACCUGUGGUGUGUUCCAGUCAGAAGCUGCUCCGUCCCUGGACACUGGGCUCCACAGUGACAGCACCGUCAAUUAUGUUAACAUCCCCAUUAGCUCCCUGCCAGCAAGAACUCACAGAGAGCUCCUGUACACAGAGCUGGACCUGCAGGAGCCCGGCUCUGCUCCACUCUCCAGUCCGUACAGUGCUGUCAGAGAAGAGGGCUCCAUCAGGUACGCCUACCUCGACAUCACUGCCAUGGAAACGGCUCAGAGAGUGGGGGCGGAGCACGUCCAGGGCCGGGAGGACAGACUGACUCAGCUGGAGAGCCGGCUGCGAGGGCCACCACCACACUGACUCUGCAACCCCCGACUUGACACUUCAAAAUAGUUGUCAUUGCCGAUUCUCUCUGAAUAAGCUCGAGUGCUUAAUUACAGUUGAUCGAACCAAUCGAUGCUGUCCUUAAAACACACCCACAGUUGUGCCAGUGUACAGAAAUUCCACCAAACAAUCCAUUCCACUAAAAAAUAAGAAGAAAAUAGGAAAU
Centropristis striata (black sea bass) is the source of this 2428-nucleotide messenger RNA. RefSeq names its product docking protein 7b (gene dok7b). The record is from RefSeq and is a predicted model, not a curated record. Gene Ontology annotation, molecular function: protein kinase binding. The transcript has 13 exons. Lineage: Eukaryota; Metazoa; Chordata; Actinopteri; Perciformes; Serranidae. Bases 1 to 2238 code for a protein of 745 amino acids. Gene Ontology annotation, biological process: neuromuscular junction development; positive regulation of protein tyrosine kinase activity.